AUGUCGAAAUGCCAACCUCGAACGAACGGGAAUCAUUCAAUCGUGGAAUCUUUCCAGCAUGACAACUCACUGUUGGCCCUGAUAGGCAGUAUUUUCUCUCGUUACAACUCACAGUCGAUCCCCACCUACCACACCAGAGCUGGUAAUCGAUUUGGUAUCAUUCCUGAAAGUUCCGUUAAAAGUGACCCAGCUCGUUUGCUGGCCAAAAGGUGCUGCAUUUUGGCGUUGAUUUCCGCAUCGCCAAGCUUCAUCAAUCAAUUCUGCUGGCCUCUUCCAGAUGAAACCGCUGACUUCAUUCGACAGGUGCACUGGCCAUCAUCUCGCACCAACGGGAAGCCGGUUUUCGUUCAGGCAAAGGCGGAUUCGGUGGAAAAUGUGCGGUUCUUGGACACCCGGGAGACUCACCAACAGCUCGUCCUCGUCGAUGUGGCCUGUCCGGGAACGGGUAAGCUACUUCGGGAGGCCCACCAUCGAAUCUACCACCGGACCCGAAAUUCAAUGAAAAGUGAACUGCUUAGCGAAGAGAUUGGCAUCUGGUGUAAUGGAACCAUUGAGGACAAACGAGCAGGUCGUUCGGUUUCAGUUCGAAGGAAGAAUCUGCAACAGCUGCCGCUGCGGACCACGCUUCUGUUCACCGAUAAUCAGACAAAUCGGCAAAUCGAUACACACAAUCGCAUUUCGUACAUGAUGAUAAACAUUUUAUAUCGGUUCUACAUCAAUGCGUUCGUGAAGCGUUACAGCACAUCGUGGUGCUAUCCGGACCAAAAGACUGGUGACCUGAUUGGUGUGUGCGUCGAUCUGGUCAACAACCACUCGGAAGUGGGAGUCUUUAUGUUUCUUACCACUAGCAGGUUGAAGUUGAUGGACUUCAUUCCUCUGAGUAUUCCUACUCCAAUACUGUUUAUCUUCAAGGCCCCAAAGCUGUCAAUCACGAACAACAUUUACCAGCUACCGUUUGAUCCGAAGCAGGGUAGUUUGCUGGUCUCCAAGUCAGCGUUUCAACGCACCGUGGUUAUGGUUAGCGUCAUUGGACUCAUGUUUUUCCACAUCAGCUACUCCUCCAAGAUAUUUUCGCUUAUCCAGGCUCCCUCAGAACGUAUUGACAGCUUGACUGAACUGCUGAAUUCGAGACUCGAAGUUAGCGCUGACGAUUUGCCGUAUAAUCAUUUCUUUCUCUCUACCUCGACGGAACCAGUUCGAAAGGCGUUGUUCGAGCAAAAGCUUAGACGGAAAGAUGGCUCAUUGAAAGUUCAUUCACUCGAGGAAGGCGUUUCAAAAAUUCAAAAGGGAUUGUUUGCCUUUCACGCGAUCUAUUCGGCCGUCGUACACGUGAUCAGCGAAACGUUUGACGAGACGGAGAAGUGCUUCAUCAGGGAGCUCAAGUUUAUCGAUAGCAGUGACAUCAACCUGGCGGUCCAACGAGACUUCACCUUUCGGGAGCACUUUCAGGUUGGGAUUGCGAAGAUUCGCGAGACCGGGGUGUACAAACGGGAGUUCAUCAUGUAUCGAAUCGACGCGAGGUUGAACUGCGUCAAGGGGGCGAACUUUCAACCGCUGAUCAUGGUGGAUGUACGGUUCGCUGCGGGAUUGAUCGGUGGAGGUUUGCUGGGAGCGUUGAUGUUGCUGGCUAUGGAGAUCGCAUGGAACCGAUAUAAAGUCUCACGGCUGCCGGUGUUUGAGUAUGUCAAUUGA
Molecule: messenger RNA, 1692 nt
Organism: Culex pipiens pallens (northern house mosquito)
Lineage: Eukaryota; Metazoa; Arthropoda; Insecta; Diptera; Culicidae
Exons: 7
Coding region: 1-1692 (563 amino acids)
Source: RefSeq, a predicted model, not a curated record